Molecule: messenger RNA, 468 nt
Organism: Condylura cristata (star-nosed mole)
Lineage: Eukaryota; Metazoa; Chordata; Mammalia; Eulipotyphla; Talpidae
Gene: KISS1
Product: KiSS-1 metastasis-suppressor
Exons: 2
Coding region: 1-468 (155 amino acids)
Biological process (GO): positive regulation of cytosolic calcium ion concentration; G protein-coupled receptor signaling pathway
Cellular component (GO): neuron projection
Molecular function (GO): kisspeptin receptor binding
Source: RefSeq, a predicted model, not a curated record
AUGAACUCACGGGUGUAUUGGCAGCUGAUACUUUUCCUCUGUGCCACCUCCUUCGGGGAGACCUCAGAAAAGCUGGCGCUUGGGGAGAAUCCCAGAUGCUCAGGCCUGCUGCCCCAACGCCGGGCGAUCCCGGGCUCUUGGGAGCAGAGCCCUCGCCGUGAGGAAGGGAGGGUGGCUCGUACUGGCCUGAGCCCCCGAGGAGCUUCACUGUGCCCGCCUCCAGAGCACCCCGCCUCGCCCCAGCACCCCGGGGUGUGCCCCCCAGGCAGCCGGCAGAUCCCCGCCCCCCGGAGCAAAGCAUUGGUGCAGCGGGAGAAGGACCUGCCCACGUACAAUUGGAAUUCUUUCGGCCUGCGCUAUGGCAAGCGGCAGGCAGCCGCCCCCGAAGCCAAGACUGGACCAGGGGGCCAGGGAUGCCAGGCCUUGAGCUCCAAACCCCGGAAGAGGGCUCCCAGCCUGUGGGGCUGA